Messenger RNA from Pistacia vera, 901 nucleotides. Its product is annotated as gamma-glutamylcyclotransferase 2-3. Gene Ontology annotation, molecular function: gamma-glutamylcyclotransferase activity; glutathione specific gamma-glutamylcyclotransferase activity. The transcript has 8 exons. Bases 116 to 685 code for a protein of 189 amino acids. Gene Ontology annotation, biological process: glutathione catabolic process. The record is from RefSeq and is a predicted model, not a curated record. Gene Ontology annotation, cellular component: cytoplasm. NCBI's taxonomy places the organism in Eukaryota, Viridiplantae, Streptophyta, Magnoliopsida, Sapindales, Anacardiaceae.
AUAAAAUAAUACAAACAGCGUCAGCGAUACUGAUUGGCCUCUUUCUUGUUUUUUGUCAUCGUUCUGGUAUAUUAUAAGCGAAACAAUACAUUUGAUUUGAGUGAGGAGACAAAAAAUGGUGAUGUGGGUAUUUGGGUACGGGUCUCUAAUAUGGAAAGUUGGGUUUAACUAUGAUGUUCGUCUUGUCGGUUUCAUCAAAGGAUAUCGCCGUGUCUUCUACCAAGGCAGUACUGACCACAGAGGCACCCCCGAGAAUCCUGGAAGAACAGUCACUUUGGAACCUGCCGACGGUGAAAUCUGUUGGGGAGCUGCAUACAAGAUUUCCAGGGAAGAGGACAAAGAAAUUGCAAUAAAUCAUUUAGAAGUGAGGGAGAAACAAUAUGACCAGAAAGCUUACAUUGAUUUCUUUACCGACCCCACAGCCACAACUCCUGUUGUCACUGGAGUAAUGGUAUACAUUGCGUCUGCAGACAAGAAGCAGAACCAAAACUAUUUGGGGCCUGCAUCUAUUGAAGAUAUUGCCAAACAAAUUGUGAAUGCUGAAGGCCCCUCAGGACCCAACAGAGACUACCUUUUCCAACUUGAAAAGGCUCUUCUUGAAUUUGGAUGCAAAGACGAACAUGUAAUUAAUCUUGCAAAUGAAGUGAGGCGCAUUCUUUCAGAGUCAGAACAACUUUCGAAUUAAUCUAAAGUCCGCUUGCUGUUGAGUUUCCAAUUGUCCAUCAUUUGCAUCAUUAUCCAUUCUGAGGCUGACCGCAUUAUUUUUUUUCUUAUUUAUAAGGUCAUAUCAAUAAUGCUCCUGAUAAUGGCCCUGCUUUCUUAUGCCAUUUGGCAGUGACUUCUACGCGGUUUCAUUCAUGUAUCUCUACUCGUUUAUUGUUCAAAGCAUCUUAUUGAUAAA